Molecule: messenger RNA, 836 nt
Organism: Radiomyces spectabilis
Lineage: Eukaryota; Fungi; Mucoromycota; Mucoromycetes; Mucorales; Radiomycetaceae
Product: acyl-CoA N-acyltransferase
Exons: 1
Coding region: 146-646 (166 amino acids)
Molecular function (GO): N-acetyltransferase activity
Source: RefSeq, a predicted model, not a curated record
GAAGGUGUCAUCAGUGUUUCUCAUCUCCGAAAACUGAUUGGAUCAGGAACAUGACAUCGGGGUUUGACAGCUCUAGUCACAUCGUGAGUCAAACGAAAGCCGGGUUCCUCACCUUCUUUUUCCCUCCUGUUUUUCAUUAGAUAUCAUGGCCACCAUAGAAAUUAGACCCGCGACCGUUGAUGAUGUCGCCCUUAUUUUGGGAUUCAUUAAGCAACUUGCAGAAUACGAAAAGUUAGCUCACCAAGUCGUUGCCACCGAAGAAAUUCUCAGAAAGAACCUCUUCGGCGACCGUCCCUAUGCCGAAGUGAUUAUCGCUUACUGUCAGAAAGAUGAAAACGCACAGAAAGAGCCUGCAGGCAUGGCAUUGUUUUUCCACAACUUCAGUACAUUCCUCGGACGACCUGGUCUCUACCUAGAGGACUUGUUUGUCCUCCCUGAAUAUCGAGGCCUCGGUGUUGGCAAGAAGCUGCUCGUCCAGUUGGCUGCUUUGGCCAAAGAACGUGAAUGUGGACGUUACGAGUGGGUUGUCCUCGACUGGAAUGAGCCAUCGCGAAAGUUUUAUGAAUCGCUGGGCGCUGAACCUCAUGCUGAAUGGAUCAUUCAUCGUGUAGAAGGCAAAUCCCUGGAGGAUCUCGCCGCUUUAUAGACGUUAUGUUGGUUUCAUAAUUAUGUCAAUGUAUCAGGAUAUGGAAUAAAUAGAGUAUUACAUGUUUGUAACGUACACCGUAAUAAGAAGGAUCUUAAGCUUUUGAUGAAUAAACUGUAGUAGGAAUCCUUGCUUCCAAAACUGUGCAGAAAUAUCGAUUUAUUAGACAACGGUGACCAUGAAAUCGAAG